AUGCAGAUCUCUUGGGAGAAAUUUUUGGAAGACAUUGGUGAUCUUAAGACAAAAUCAGAUGUGGUCAAUGAUGGCUGGCAACUGGAAGGGAAUGUGUCACAAACUGGACUAGCGUAUUUGAGCAAGUCUUUAGUAAAUAAUGUUCCAGUUAGCUCAUUGCCUGGUUGCCUAGAGCUCGAGGAAAGUGAUCUAGAAGAAUGCAUGCUUGACCCAUCUACCAAAAUAAAUCCCUCUCUCCAGGAACGAGUCACCUUCGAGUAUCAUAUUUUGUACAGCCUCAGUUACGCAGUUCCAAUUUUGUACUUUAACGCAUGGAGGGAAAAUGGAAGUCUGCUCGAGAUCGAACGAAUUUGGGACUUGGCCUUCAGUCAAUACAGAAACGCUGUCAAGUCAGCCAAGUGGGGCGCGGUCUCCCAGCAAGACCACCCGAUUUUAGGCAGCCCCUUUUUCUUCUUCCACCCUUGCAACACUGCAAACUUCUUGGAAGACCUUCCGGGAAAGACAAAAAAUACGGUUGUGUCCUGGCUAAGUGUUGUGGGACCACUUGUUGGAUUGACUGUCCCGCUGUUUUAUGCUGAAGCAAAUUAG
Molecule: messenger RNA, 588 nt
Organism: Cloeon dipterum
Lineage: Eukaryota; Metazoa; Arthropoda; Insecta; Ephemeroptera; Baetidae
Gene: Atg10
Product: Autophagy-related 10
Exons: 1
Coding region: 1-588 (195 amino acids)
Biological process (GO): macroautophagy; protein lipidation; protein modification by small protein conjugation
Cellular component (GO): intracellular anatomical structure
Molecular function (GO): Atg12 transferase activity
Source: RefSeq, a predicted model, not a curated record